This is a messenger RNA of Temnothorax curvispinosus, 2784 nucleotides long. RefSeq names its product adenylate cyclase type 8-like. The coding region runs from base 1465 to 2679 and encodes 404 amino acids. The record is from RefSeq and is a predicted model, not a curated record. The transcript has 7 exons. Lineage: Eukaryota; Metazoa; Arthropoda; Insecta; Hymenoptera; Formicidae. Gene Ontology annotation, molecular function: adenylate cyclase activity. Gene Ontology annotation, biological process: cAMP biosynthetic process; adenylate cyclase-activating G protein-coupled receptor signaling pathway.
CAUCUCGAGCGGGAGAUCCCGCUCGUCGGCUUGUCAAGAAGCGCGCGCGCAAUUUUUAAGUUUUUCCCGCAACUCCUAGGACUUGAUGCCAGGACGUGGCAAAAAGGAGUCAUUGUUCUUUUUGCCGAGGAUUGACGAUUAAGGUAAGCUACUCGCUAUUGUGUUUAAAAAGUACACCUUCUCGUUGAAACUUCAACAAAAAGAAAAUCUUUACGUAAUCCCUACGUAAAUGCGCGACAUUUAUUUUAUACAGAUUACUCUCUAGUUAUGCAUUAUUCUUGUUUAUUGAAAUUGCAACGCAAGUAAAAAUUCAUGUAUUAGAGAUGCAAAUUUACUUUUUAGAUUAAUUACAAUGGAAAUAACAUUUAUUGCGAUUUUUUAAUACUGCAAUUUCGAUAAACGGUAAACAUACACUUUUUAUCUAUCUUUUUCAUCUAUCGCGAUUAAACACUUCGUUUCUUCGUUCAAAGACGCGUGUCGGUUGUGACGAAAAUAAUAAUAAAAACAAACAGAAAAACGCAAAUGAAGUCUGAGACUCGCGUCUUGAAAAAAUACAACAUGGCUGGUGAAAACAAAGCAUCGCAAAAUUAUUGUCCAAAAUUUCUUAGAAUUAAAGGCUAUUAUGUGAUUAAUUCUUAACUAUUAAAAAAUUAAGUUUGUUUUAUUUUUGCUAAGAGGAUUAUUUUAUCUUGAUAUUUUCUUUUUUAUAGAGAUCUAUUUACAUGUAUCAUUUUUUUAUAUACACUUAUAACAUAUCACUGCUGUAUAAAUCAAUACAUAUACACAUAAUGCACACGCGUGAAGCAAUUAUGUAUACAGAAAGAUGAAGCAAUACAUUCAUUUAAAAAAUUCAGAAAAAUUUAUUUGAAAUUUAUAUCUCCAAUUCUAAAUUAUAUAUAAUCCAUUUUUUUAAUGCCAUUUCUUUUUCGUCGGACCUCGUAUGUCGCAGAGACGAACCGUCGUGUUUCAUUUUAAUACUGAUGAAGAAGUUGAUUUAGUAACCGUUAAAAGAACACUUGAAAGUGUUAAAGAAAAAAGUACGUAGGCGUCCCCCCCCCGUGGAGGCGUUUUCGUCACAACUCGAUACGCCGUGAGAAGAAAGGAAAAGAUAUGACACUUCGAUCAGACGCCUCUCGCAUCCUGCCGGUCGUGAAGCUGAAGAGUCAGGCCGGAUUUCGUUAAACAAGUCGAUCGCCGUCGAGAGCGCGAUCGCGAUCGUGGAUUGAUCGAUCUUUCUUGUCGAGGUCUCUCCUUACCGGAGAGUUACCCUCUCGUAAAAAAAAAAAAAAACGACGCUUGCUCCGCUGCAACGUCGCCGUGGUGCGAACAAAUCGUCGCUUCUUCGCAGUCAGUUUUCAUUCAAGGUGUCUGUGAACAAUGCCGGAUGACGCUAAGGCACUUGUUGCCUUACUGACGAUCACAACGUGAGCGGUCAGUCGUGAUCCGCGGAUCAUCGGGGAGAUAAUGAUUACAGAACAGACCUGGAGCAUGAUGCUGGACAGCGAUGUCACGAGCAUCAACGAAUCGAGCAUUUCGCCGAGGAAACAAUUAUGGAUCAAGGCGGUGAAGAAACUGACCUCCGAGAGACUGGGCCGAGAGGGACUGGCGGCAUGGGAGGACCGGAAGUCCAACACGGAUCCCGAGAUAGCCGCCGAAGAGAAGAACGCCGGCCAGGCGCCCGACGAGAAUGUCGAGGCCGCGACAACGGAACCGGAAACCGCCGUCGAAGCGGAGCAACCCGUGGCCGAUGAGGAAGCUCAGACUCAACACGAUGUCUUCAAGAAGGGGACGCUAUACAAGGGAAUAUUCCUGCCCUCGCUAACUAACAGUUUUCACAAUAAGCAGCUGGAGACGUCCUACCUUCUCUACUCGAAUCGGCAGAGACAGAAGUCCCUGAUAAUGUUGAACAUCGUAGAUCUCAGUCUGAAGAUCACAUUAACGGCGAUCUGGCUCUGGCAACGGGAUCCGAAUGGCGGAGGACUCAUCGAGGGUUUGUCGUGGGCCGCGUGUUGCAUGACAGCGAAUCUGGUGAUCUGCGUGCUCGGCUGGUGGCGUUGCUUUUCUAACAGUUACCUGUACUGGGCCUCGAUAUUCACUUGGUUAUUAAUAAACUCUCAAGGUUUCAUAGGUGCCGGUCUGAAUUUCACCACGCAGCAGAGGUUCAUGUGGUACAUACUCUUUGUCGUGUACGCGCCUUAUGCGAUGCUGCCUCUGCCGCUGCGAUGGUGCGUCCUCGCCGGCUACGGAACGGCGCUAACACACAUGGUGAUGGCCGGCAUAAGUCUCCUGCAAAACUCCACAUAUCUGCGAGAUGCCGCAUGCAUUGUCCGCAUGCUGACGACGAACGUACUGCUGUACCUGGCCGUGAACCUGGCCGGCAUGUAUACCAAGUACUUGACGGACCGGGGACAACGGCAGGCCUUCCUGGAGACCCAUCGUUCCACAGAAACGCGACAGCGCACGCAGAACGAGAACAACCGACAAGAAAAGCUGCUGCUUUCAGUGUUGCCCGACUUUGUCGCCAAGGAAAUGAUCCGCGACAUUGCCCGCGAGACAGCACGUGGUGGGACGAUAUCAUUCACGCCGAAUCAGUUCCACCGGAUAUACAUCCACCGUUAUGAGAACGUCAGCAUCCUAUUUGCCGACAUCAAGGGAUUCACGGGUAUGCUGCACUCGUGAGCUUAGAGUGUAAAAGGAAGAAUUUCACUUAAUUUGAUAUAUUAAUUAAUUUUUUAAUUUAUGGAUUAAAUUUUAUUAAAUUUGAUAUACAAGGUGUUUCCUAAG